GCGCCGGGGGGCUGCUGAGCCCGGCCCGGCCCCUCCCGGCCCCUGCGCGGCGCUCCGCGGGCUGCGGGCGUCAUGGCCGAGGCGGCGCCGCCACCAUGACCGCGGACCCGUCGGCGCAGCUCCCCGACAGCCUCCGCACGGACCAUGUUCCAUGCCUUUUUUAGAUCUACCUUACCAGUUCUGCCACUGCUCCUUGUUCUGUCUCCAGUGAAUGCAUCUACUUGCGCAAUGGGAAAUAAAACAACAGAAAUCCGUGUGAAGUAUGAGAAUAUACUAAGUCACGACAUCAAUGAGCUGGUAAAUAUGUCUGCAGAGAAUCGUGACAAGUGCUGCAAGAAUAAAAAAUAUGAAAAUAUCAAAGUGUUUUUCUGCAAUGAUUCUGAGGAAAUAGAAUCACUACAGAGCAUGGCGUGCAACAUGCUCAGAUUCUUUAAUAAGCAGAGAAUCAGCAAAGCCUUUAGACAGAAAGCAGCAUUUGUCUCAUGUGGGACAUUACAAGUUCUACAGUGUAAAUGUGAAAGACCUAAAAAAGAAAAGGUUUGCUCACGUGUAUUUCGUUUAGAAGAUACAGAGACAGGUGAACAGUCCAAAAAGAAAUGUAACCAGGAAGUUUGUGAACUGAAAGAAAAUAUAUCUAGCCUUCGAUCCUGCUGGAAUAAAUUUGAAAAAAUCAUUUCCAGGUGAUUCCAGGUGAAUCCUGCUCUUUUCUUUCGAAGUGGCAUUACUUGGUAUCUUUGCAUUUUAUAUGCAUUCUUCAAGUAAACUUGCUCGCUUAUAUGAACACUUUGUGCCAGAAUUCUGAUGGAAGGCUACUGUACCUUGUUCCUGGAGAUGACAGAAACACAAAUGGCUGAACCAAGCUGCUGAAGUCCGAGAAGUGGAAAUAGAAGACCAGCAUUUGAAAUAAAGAACUCUGCAGAAGUCUGUGUCCAACCUUUGUGCUCUGGAAACUACUCUGAAUUUCCUGAUUUUUCAAGUAACUUUACAAUACUGUCAUAUGAAAGCAGCCACUUACAUGUCGACUGGAAUUUACAAAAAACAUCUUGGAAUCUGCAGAUGAAGAAAAAGAGUACAAAAAGGUAGCUGGUUUCUUUAUAUCUAUGCAAAACACACCAAGGACCAAAAGUAACAAUUUACCAAAGCAGCAGAUUAUCUUGGAUAUGUUCUCCUGACACAGAAGUGGUUUUGGUGUGGGUCUGAUGGGUCUGCUAACUGAUUUGGGUUUGGAAAAACAGGGAAAAAGUUAGCUUUUUGAAAAACUUAGGAAGGAUACUGAUUUUUGAGAGAUGCAGCAUGCUUCUGUUGGCUGAAGCACAGGCAAGACUGAAUCCUGUGGAAGAAGAAAAAGAUGCCUGAAUGUAAGUUGUUCAGUUGACUGGAAACAGCACUACACUCAUUCAUUUGAUCAACCCAGAGUUAGCUGCAGGAGGAGCUAGAAUUCCUUAGCUUCAGAUUGUGAUUUCUCAUAUGCAAUUAUUUUAUGUAACAUGUUUUAAGAUGUUAGGCAAACAUGACUUAAAAUAUGUGAAUAUUGUCAGAGAAUAAUAUAUUGGCAUUUAACUAAUAAAGUGCUCAUAUUUUAUUUUGAAUAAAUAGAAGUAUUUUUAUAGUUAUUACACUUUUGCAGUUUCUUACUUUGAUAUAACUCCUUUGGUAAUAAAAUAUUUGUCUUCUGUGAAA
Haemorhous mexicanus (house finch) is the source of this 1680-nucleotide messenger RNA. It is a transcript of the gene IL7, whose product is annotated as interleukin 7. Lineage: Eukaryota; Metazoa; Chordata; Aves; Passeriformes; Fringillidae. Bases 145 to 684 code for a protein of 179 amino acids. Gene Ontology annotation, cellular component: extracellular region. Gene Ontology annotation, molecular function: growth factor activity; interleukin-7 receptor binding. The record is from RefSeq and is a predicted model, not a curated record. Gene Ontology annotation, biological process: immune response. The transcript has 5 exons.